Molecule: messenger RNA, 1810 nt
Organism: Pneumocystis murina B123
Lineage: Eukaryota; Fungi; Ascomycota; Pneumocystomycetes; Pneumocystales; Pneumocystaceae
Product: lysine-tRNA ligase
Exons: 4
Coding region: 1-1665 (554 amino acids)
Biological process (GO): lysyl-tRNA aminoacylation
Cellular component (GO): cytosol; cytoplasm
Molecular function (GO): lysine-tRNA ligase activity; ATP binding; tRNA binding
Source: RefSeq, a predicted model, not a curated record
AUGUUGAAUUUUUUAUAUAAGAAAGUUUUGAGACGCAUUUUUUUUCAGAAUAAAUGUAAUUUUAGAAGAUUGUUAUUAUCAUGUGAUCAUAUAUUUUUUAUACGAACUCUUUCUAUUGCUAGAAAACAAGAAAAUAAGGAAAUAGAUGGUCGUCUAAAGAAUUUUUUUAAAGAGAAAAUAGAGCCUUAUCCACGUAUAGAAUAUGAUGAAAAAUAUAUUGAAAUUUGUAGUGCAAUUAAUACAUGGAAAGACAAAUUAAAAAAUGGAGAACGUGUUUUAAAUGGAAAAGAAGUAACUAUAAGAGGACGAAUUUUUUCUAUUAGAAGUGCUUCUUCAAAGCUUUUUUUUUAUGAUAUAUAUGCUUUUGGAGCAAAAAUUCAGUCAGUUUGUUCACUUCAAACCUAUAAAGAUGAUGCAAGCAUUUUUUUGAAAAUGAAUAAGAAUUUGCGAAGAGGAGAUAUAGUUGAAAUGACAGGUAUUUUGGGAAAAACAAAUCUUGGUGAAUUUUCGAUAUUUACAUCAAAAAUACAAUUACUUGCUCCUUGUCUUCAUUCAUUGCCAUCUAAAGUUAAAAAUGUUGAGAAACACAUUAAAAAUAGAUUCGUGGAUUUCUUAGUACAUCCCGAAAUAUCUAACUCUAUAAUUUUGCGCUCUAAAAUAUUAACAUAUAUUCGUGAAUUUCUAUUGAAUAGAAAUUUUUUGGAAGUUGAAACGCCUAUUUUAAGUGGAUCAACCGGAGGAGCUAAUGCUCGGCCAUUUUAUACACAUGCAAAUUCACUAGAUGGAAGAAGAAUACUUCUUAGGAUUGCACCGGAAUUAUGGCUUAAGAAAUUAGUAAUAGGUGGUUUUGAUAAAGUGUUUGAAAUUGGAAAAUGUUUUCGAAAUGAAGGUCUGGAUUCAAGUCAUAAUCCUGAAUUUACAAUCUGUGAAUUUUAUCAAACAUAUAUAUCUUUGAAUGAUUUAAUAGAAAUAACUAAAUCGUUAUUAUCUGGGCUAAUCAAAGAAUUGACUAAUAACAAUCUUCUUAAAGGCAAUAUUCUUUCUCUUGUAAAUAAUAGCUUUUUUGAUACUUACAAAAUAUUGGAUUUUAUUCCUUCUCUUGAAAAUCGUUUAGGUACCAGUCUUCCUAAUUUAGAUUUGCCAUCCGCUGUUGAUGAUCUUCUAAAUAUUGCUAGCGAAAAAAAUAUUCCUCUUUUAAAACCAUAUACUGUUAAUCGCAUUUUGGAUCAAUUUUCUACUCAACUUUUAGUAUCUGAAUGUAAUCAACCAACGUUUAUCAUUCAUCAUCCUCAGGUUAUGUCUCCAUUAUCAAAAUCUUCUACAAGACAUAAUCAAAAUAUUGCUUACAGAGGAGAACUUUAUAUUCUUAAAAAAGAAAUCUGUAAUUUUUAUGAAGAAGAAAAUGCACCAUUACAACAAAAUUUAAAAUUCCUUCGUCAACAACAAGAUCGUGAUCAUCAUGGUGACUCUGAUAUUCAAUUAAUAGAUUCUACCUAUAUCGAUGCUUUAGAAUGGGGUCUACCUCCUACUGGAGGUUGGGGUAUGGGUAUUGAUCGACUUUGUAUGCUUCUUUCUAAUCAACAACAAAUCAACGAAAUUCUGACAUUUGGAAACCUUAGAAUGACCUGUUCUACAGCCAAAUCUCUUUCACAAUCAACUAAUUAACCAGUGCUAUCAAUUAAUUAUUCAAAACAUUAUUUUAUAUAUAUAUAAAUAUCAAAUUUCAUUUUUUUUAUUAAUAACUAAAAAAAUCAUUCACAAAAAUAUAUAGGUCUUUUAUAUUACUUUUUUAUAUCUUUUUAUUUUCUUU